GGGAAAUGCUUCCUUAAUUUUCGCCCUGACGUUGUUCUUCUUUAUGGGUAGCAUAACGCAGCUUGUGUCCUCUCUAGUGGUCGGGAUAGUCAUAGAAAGACUUUCCGACAGUGAUCGGGUAUUAUGCGCAUUUGUGAUUGCAUGGGACUCUAUGUCCUUCCAGUCGGCACGACUUAUCGGACUGGUUGUACUUGGACUUGACCUAGGUUCGCUGGGUGUGAAGCGGAUUGAGAGGAUCGCUUUCUGGGCCGUCGUAGGCGUAAUUGCAAUCCUAGUCAUACUUACAAAUGCGCUUGAACCUGGCGAUAUCAAGCAGAGUUAUCUGGUCACGCAGUCAAUGCAACAAGGCAACGGUCAAAAUCCUGUGCUGGAGGCCAUGGGAAUAUGCUAUCGACAACAUAAACUGGCACCUUCCUUGCCACUUUCAAUAAUAACAAUACUUCUUGAGGUCUAUGUCAUCUAUAGAUUUCUCGACAUAAUCGCACCGGCCCAUUUUCCGCUACGACGCCGACUCGACGCCUUAUUUCGAGAUUUUCGUAUCAUUAGAGGCUUUUCGUUGCUGCUUUUCGACUUAAUUACGAUGGUUCCUGCUAGUGUCAAGACGACUUAUGUGGGAGACUCUGUGCCCUUCAGCAUUGCAGCCUUGAUUGUAUUGAUUGCUUUCAAUGAUUAUCACCCGCCGCUUCGGGUAUACGGAGAUAUUGCGCCGCAAAUCGACAACAAGUUAUCACAGAGACCUGAAUCCCAGCAUCUAGUUCGCUACAGGUCACUGAUGCCUGCACCACAUCCAUUUUCAGCAGCGGCGCUCUCUAUGGUUGCUAGACAAGCGGAACGUCCCCGUAUAGGAGGAUAUUCUGGGCUCAUGACCACUUCAAGUUCGGACGCGACGCUGUUCGGUCGCCCGGUCAGUUUGAGCAGGACUGACGCUCUUUUAUAUGAGGUACCAAGGACGCCUCCUUUGCCUCCUAUACCUACGACAAGACCUACGAAGAAACCAGAGUCGAAGAGGCCUUCACGCUCUCCUUCUAAAUCUAGAUCACGAGCGGGAUCCCACAAGACGAGAACCUCAAGUCGUUCCCGUAAAUCGCAGAAGUCUCAGAGGUCGCAUCUUGUCCGUCCGAUUGUGCCGAAGGCGGAGCUCGCACGACAAUUCGAGGACAGUGAGCGUUCAGCCAGUUCGGAAAAUACAGGCGUCCUUUUCCCCCGGCCGCACCAGCGUAUGCCUAAUAGAACUACUUCUCUGCCCCUCCAAAUACCACCGCAAGCGGCAGUUCGUUCAAGGCGACCCAGCGCGACAGAAUCAAUGGUGCAGACACUUGCUUCGGAGAGCGUCCGUUACGGGUCCGACAUCCUUCGGCCGGAGUUAGGACAUGCCGCUCGGGAUAAGAUGAAGUCGUCAGCCAGCACACGAACACAGACCCCACGGACGUCGACGCCAAGAUCUCAUAGAACGCACCAUUCGGAGUCUGAUGGGUCAAUUCCUGAAUUUGUGAAGCGUCAAUCGGACGAUUCAUGGAUGUCUGACCGUACGAUCGAUACAUACAAGAUCUCGCGACUGGUUCCCCCUGUCCCAAUGAUGCCUACCUUCAACGGUGGCUGGCCAGUUCCUCCAUCAUCAAUUCCAGCUCCAAAGACUAACGUUAGUCAGUACACGCGUCUGGGUCUGCCUUCGGGCCCUCGUAGUUUAAAGCAAACCACGCCUCCUCCUCCUGCGAAAGUAUCGACUCCAUCGAAUCCUGUAGAUAACAUCCAAUUAUCCACCACAAGUAGAUCUACUAGUGUUGGAGUGAUUAAGCGGGUAAGUUCUGUACGCGGACCACGAAUGCAAUUCCCUCCGCCUCGUAGCAGGGCACAUCGGAUAUGA
This is a messenger RNA of Fomitiporia mediterranea MF3/22, 1864 nucleotides long. RefSeq lists its product as uncharacterized. The record is from RefSeq and is a predicted model, not a curated record. The transcript has 6 exons. The coding region runs from base 44 to 1864 and encodes 606 amino acids. Lineage: Eukaryota; Fungi; Basidiomycota; Agaricomycetes; Hymenochaetales; Hymenochaetaceae.